Messenger RNA from Thalassophryne amazonica, 1404 nucleotides. RefSeq names its product NAD(P)H dehydrogenase, quinone 1 (gene nqo1). The record is from RefSeq and is a predicted model, not a curated record. Gene Ontology annotation, cellular component: cytosol. NCBI's taxonomy places the organism in Eukaryota, Metazoa, Chordata, Actinopteri, Batrachoidiformes, Batrachoididae. Gene Ontology annotation, molecular function: NAD(P)H dehydrogenase (quinone) activity.
UUUGUUCCUGUGUGGCUGUAACUAAGACACGCAUUUGCUCUAUCUGCCUUCCAAUCUGAACAUUUCUCACGCAAAGGAAGGCAGAAGCCCGAUAAGAGCUGCAGAACGAGCAGAAACUCUCUGUGCUCUGAAAGGAUCCAACACACAGAAACAACAUGGCUGAGAAAACUGUUCUGAUCGUGUACGCCCACCAGAGUCCGGCUUCAUUCAAUGCAGCGGUGCGAGAUAUGACCGUGAAAGAGCUGCAGCAACAGGGCUACAAUGUCAUCGUAUCCGACCUGUACGCCAUGAACUUCAAAGCCAGUGCAACGCAGGAUGACAUCAUCGGUGAGCUGAAAAGGCCAGAGCUUUUCAGGUAUGGAGAGGAGACCAUGCAUGCAUGGAUGGAGGGCCGCCUCAGUGACGACAUUGUAGCGGAGCAGCGCAAAGUUGAGAAAGCUGACCUUAUCGUCUUCCAGUUUCCAAUGUACUGGUUCAGUGUGCCUGCGAUCAUGAAGGGCUGGAUAGACAGAGUGCUGGCAUCAGGAUUCGCUUUUUCCCUGGAAAAGAUGUAUGAUCAAGGCAUCUUCAAGGAUAAGAAAGCAAUGCUGUCCUUCACUACCGGAGCAAUGGAGAGCAUGUUCCGUCCUGAUGGUAUCAAUGGAGACAUCAAUGUCACACUGUGGCCUCUGCAAAAUGGCAUUCUGCACUUCUGUGGAUUCCAGGUCCUUCCUCCUCAAAUAUUCUGGAGUCCAGCUCACUCACCUCCCGUGGUACGAGAAGCAAUGCUCAAAGGAUGGCAAGCCCGGCUUAAAGGGCUGUUCACUGAAAAACCAUUGACAUUUGCCCCAUGUGAGUUUUUUGACUGGAGCUUUGAAGGCAGGUUCUUGCUUCGGUCUGAGACAAGGGAAAAACAAGAGUCACAGCCCUACGGCAUUACCACAGGACACCAUCUCUACAAACCGUUACCGCCUGACAACCAAACUAAAGCUCAGUCUUCAGAAGACACCUCCAAAUCACCAUGCAAGAAAUAAAACCACAGUUUUACAACUGUACCAUGAAUACUUGUUAGAUGUGUUGAAACGUUCAACUUUGUUAAUUUUUACAGAAAUUAAAGCAUACCGUGCAUACAAUGACUUUUUAUGUUUAUUCAUAUCAAAACAAAAAUGAUUUCUGUUCAUAAACUACCAAACUUAAAUAUUCUAAACAUCAAGUGUGAGUAGGUAAACUGCAGUCAUCGGGGUGAGAUGUGGUGUUGUCUCAGACAAGAUAUUAACUUACUAACAAAUGAAGAACUUGACCUCAAAUUCUUCACAGUUAUGAAGUGUUAGUGACAGUAAGGGCCCCUUCACACAUAGUGCGACGUUUGGAUGGCGUUUGGAUGAAAACGGCAAAACGGUUUGAAAUUAGUGCACGAAACAUCAU